AUGCAGAUAAAAUAUUUUAUCUUUUUUAUAUUGACUUGCUCCGCUUAUUUGAUUUGGGGUGCUCCACUAACAUAUCAGACAAACGCUGAUCUUGAAUGGCUAUUCACACCCUUGAAUGAAGCAACAAACGCAGGCUUUUCGUAUCUAAGAGAGUUGAGGACAGGUACCCCUAGGCUAUACUUUGGUAAAUUUAAUGAUGGUGGUACGAAUUUCCCGAGACCCAAUAGACUCUGGAAUGGAAAUAUAUUUGAAGGGCAAGAAAUCGAUGUAGCUGAGCCUUCAGCAUCACUAAAUAUGGGAACAUUCUUUGGACUGGGAAUGUGGAUCUAUAUCAUGGACAUUACAGGAACUCAUACCUUGUUUUGUAAAUAGAAUCCUAAUGCUACUCAUCCUGGAAUCAGUCUUUGUCUGAGCUUUGAUGUGAAUAAAUUCUAUUGGACAGUGAAAGAUGGUUCUCUCUUAGGUGCAUAAUCUACUCUAUUAUUCGAUGUAGAUAUGCUCGAUGAUGUGCCAAUGACAGAUAUGGUUCCCAAACUUGGAUGGCAGUAUGUAGCAUUUAACAUCUAUGCGGAGGGUAAUCGGACUUCCUUCGGAGGAUAUUACUUUACGGAUACUCUGAAGUCUUAUAAUUAGACUAAAACAUAUCGGUCUGUUUAUUCUUGGAAAGAUGACCCGCUAAAUUUUCUCAGUAUAGGAGGCAUGAUGGCCACCACAUCUUCUGUCAAAAAUCCGUUCGUCGGAAUUGUCUAGCAUAUUUAACUUUACAAAAAAAACCUAGGAAAAUUCUAAAUAUUUGACUAGUAUACGUACAAAUGCCAGCCUUAUUGCAAUUUAUGUAAGGUCUCUGAUAUCCCAAUGUGCAUCUAAUAAUAUGAAAGAUCUAUUCUAGCAUGGUUUAACCGUCCUUUGGAUCCACUAACUUAGGAUACCUACUAUAAUGAACCUACAAAUACAACUGAUCCCAUUUAUGUAGACAAAUAAGGAUUAUUUUUUGAUCAUCCAGCUAAAUUUGUCUAAAGAAGCGCAGCUUUUAACUACAACAAUCAUCCGACUCUUCCAAAUGCCUAGGGAAAUAUUUAGAGUUUUACCGUUGAAACUUGGAUUAGAUUUAAUUAUUCUGCCUCCAUUGUCAAUAACAUGUACGUCGUAAGAAAAUUAAAUGGAGCUCAUUACUUUUCAAUGGGAUUUGAUCUUGGCCCAAGAGUAUCAGUAUCAAUGAAUGCAAUCUAUUUCUAUGUCCCAUUGACCUCAAUGGCUACCUAGCUAAAUGCAACUUGGUAUUUCUUCUCAACUACGAUUAUGAAAAUUAAUAACUUCCAAUCAAAGUAUUGCAUUUUAUUCUAUGAUAUCUGGUCAUGCAAUAUAUAUAAUCAAAUCUUUGUUGAUACUAAUAAAGCAGCUUAACUUAGAAUCGGUCAGGGAUUCUUAGGUAUUAUUAGAAAAGUCAAGAUCUUCGAAUAUCCAAAGAUUGAAUGGGAAAUCAAGCACAACUAGAGAUUAACAUGUAUAUAUUUUUAAGUAAUAUUUACUAUAGAUAAUGGAGGAUGUCUUCCGUUUGAUGGAAGAAUGUGUAAAUAGUGCGACAUUGAGUUUAGAUCAAAUGACACUGAUUUUAGAUAUAAUUGCUUCUCAGAUUGCUAAGAACAUCAAUGGAAUAUUGACUGCAGAGUUUGCCAUAAAGAUUGCCGGUCUUGCUAUGGUUUUGAUGAGUACUAAUGUCUGUCUUGCUAUGAUUGGGAUUAUGAUCUGCAUACUCCUGGCACAAGAUGUAUUGAAGAAUGUGGAGAUGGUAAAUAAAUGGGUUAUCAUGAGUGUGAUGAUGGUAAUCUGAAUAAUAAUGAUGGAUGCAGUAACUAUUGCAAAGUAGAGCGAGGAUGGCAUUGCAAUGGUGGAACUCCUACUACAGCUGAUGUCUGCUAUGAAGUUUGUGGAGAUAGUCGAAGAGUAUUAUAAUAAUGCGACGAUGGAAACACAAAAAGUGGAGAUGGGUGCUCGUCCACAUGCCUUGUUGAAACAGGAUAUACUUGUCUUGGAGGAGGACUUACUUAUAGAGAUGUGUGCUUUGAGACGUGCGGAGAUUCAAGAAAUCGAGGUAAUUACGACUGCGAUGAUGGAAAUACUGUUAGUAAUGAUGGAUGUUCAAAAGCUUGCUAAUAAGAGCUUGGAUGGAAAUGCUCAGGAGGAAGCUUUACUGCUAGAGAUACAUGCGUUCCCACUUGUGGAGAUGGCUUAUUCAGGGGUACAGAAGGAUGCGAUGAUGGAAAUUUAGUUAAUGGUGAUGGCUGUACUUCUUUAUGCGCAAUAGAGUAUGGUUGGAAAUGUAAUUAAAAAUCAGUAUUACUGCCAUCUGAUUGCUAUAAGAUUACUUGGCCAAAAUUCAUAGAUUAUUGGAUUGUUGACAAUUCAGCUCUCUAUAUAAAGUUUAACGAGACCAUUGUAAUUGGAAGCACUUGGAAUGAGUCUGAUUGGAGUAUUGAAAUUGAUGGUCCUAUUCCACCAUACAACUUUGAAUGGAGUUUGCGAAAUAAAAAUGGAUUAAAGUCAACACCAGAUAAUCCCAUAAUUAUCGACUUAGACAUUCCUUCUUAACUUUAUGGACUUGAGGAUGAUAAAACAGGAAAUGAUUGUGGAACAAAUGCUUAUAGAUCUAUAGUUUUUGCACUACUCUACAUUAACUUUGGAUUAGCUAUUUUGAUGGCUUUGCUGCUCUAGACAACUGCUGCACUUUUUCAUUUGCUAGGCAAUAUUUAAAUCUUGGGAAUGGCUGUAAUGUACUAAGCAGUAUAUCCAACUUGCCUAGUUAAUUAUUUCAAAACACUUUUACAAGUUGGGCUAAGAUUUACUUUGAUUGGUGGCUCUCUAUUUGGUGGAUUCGUUGAUGAAUCAAGUUUCUCAAAUAUCGCCCCUGAUUAUAAAUACACAAGAAUAGGUUAUACAUCUUCUUCAAUUCUUCAAUAGAGCGGGGAUCUAAUUAUUCUUUGGGCUGCUCUCUUUGUUCUUUAUUGCAUAUUCUUCGCUAUUGAGUUUGUCUUGCAAUCAGUCCCAUAUAUUAGAAAUCUAUGCUAAAGAUACAGAUACAACUUUUUCAAUGCUGGAAUGAAUUUUACUUUCGUGAAAAUGAGCUUUGAUACUUGCUUCUCUAUUCUAUUUAUUGCUGCAGAAAAUGAAGAUCAAAAGAUUUCUACAGCAACAACUGUAGCAGUAGCGGUAUUUGUCCUGACUUAUCCCGCUUGGCUAGCAUAUUAAGGCGGAGUUUACAUGAGAGAACUUAGUGAGGUCGAUAAAGAUGAUAAAGUAACUAGUUACAGAGCCCAGCAUAUCUUUGUCGAGUACGAUACUUCUCACCCCACUUGCUACUUUUAUAUUCUUUCUUAAUGUAUAAAGAAGGCUUUAUUCGUUCUUAUUGCUAUUUCUAUGUUCAGAUAUUACUGUUAUGCAUUAGCACUAUCCUGCGUUAUAUAGUUUAUUUCGCUUAUGUAUAUGGCCUAUGUUAGACCAUUUAAAUCAAAUCUGAACAAUAUUAUCGUGAUAUUUGAGGAUUUUAUGACUUUAGUUUGUUUCCUUGUAUUAGUUAGAUAUGCAAAUAAAGAUUCAGUCAUUGACUUUGCCACUUCUUAAGAGUAUGCAAAAAUGUUCUCAUUCUACGUUUUAAUCUUGAUUAUUGUUCCUCCGAUUCUUGCAUUUAUGGAGCUAAUUAGAAUGCUGAGAUACUUAAGAGAAAUUUGUAAUUGGAAUAGAGAUAUGAAAGAUGAUAAGGAUUCAUUUGAAAGUUCAUAGCCAACAGAGAAAGAAUAGGAAUCUGAAGACCUCCUAAAGAAUGAAAAAACUGAAGAUAGUUUGGUAGAAAAAGAGAUAUCUUUGAGUAGUAGUGAAGAUGAGUAUGUUCCAAGAAAAGAAAGGGAUCCAAAUGAACCAAACUCUCUAGAUAGAGACCAAGUAGAUGAUAUGUCAGAAGAUGAUGUAGAUUAGCAACCACAAUAAUAAUAAUAAAGAGAAUAGCCUAAAUAAGAAUACAACACAAACACUAGAAGUGAAUUAAAGACUACCUCAACUCCAGCCAGAAAGUCCCCUGCUGUUUAACAGCCCACUAAAAUUGUUACUCCUCAGCAAAAGUAAUAGCCAUAACUAACAGAUUCUAAAUUUGAUGCUCUUGAUUUUUCUUCUGUCCCUGGAGAGGCAGCAAAAGUUAAGGAUAGACUUCCAGAUUUAAAGAAAACACCUAAUAUGGAUUGA
Messenger RNA from Stylonychia lemnae, 4233 nucleotides. NCBI's taxonomy places the organism in Eukaryota, Ciliophora, Spirotrichea, Sporadotrichida, Oxytrichidae. The record is from the annotation of a GenBank genome assembly.